Rhizophagus irregularis DAOM 181602=DAOM 197198 is the source of this 1390-nucleotide messenger RNA. NCBI's taxonomy places the organism in Eukaryota, Fungi, Glomeromycota, Glomeromycetes, Glomerales, Glomeraceae. The record is from RefSeq and is a predicted model, not a curated record.
AUGAAUUAUAAAAAUAAAGACGAAAUACAAAUAGAAUCUGAAUUUAAUGAAUUAAAUAUUUCUAGUAGAAAUCCAAAUAUCAAUCAUGUAAAUUGUUAUAAACCAGAAGAUAAAAAAUUGUGGUGUAAAGAAUGUGUUCCUCGUUGCAUAAUUGAAGGAUGGACCAGUAGGAAUAAUGAUAUUGAUGAAUUUAUAAAAGAUACGAUUUAUAAUGCAAAAUAUCAUAGGAAUAAUUACCCAUUAUUUCUUGAAUUGAUACCAUUUGAUAGAUUUGAAGAUGUAAAACAAAUUGGUGAAGGAGGAUUUGCCAAAGUUUACUCUGCAACAUGGAUUGAUGGUGAAGCAAAAUAUAAAAGACAAAAUGAUGGAAGUUGGAAAAAAGAAGAAUCUAAACCUAUAAAAGUAGCUUUAAAAAAAUUAAAUGAUUCACAAAAUAUUUCUGCCAAUUAUUUAAAUGAGAUUAAAACACUUUGGAAUGUUUAUUUUAAUGAUCAUAUUUAUUUAAAAUUUUAUGGAAUAACUAAAGAUACAAAAACUGGAGAAUUUAUGAUGAUUAUAGAAUUAGCAGAUCAAGGAAAUUUGAGAAGUAUUCUUUCAAGUAAUUUUAAUAAUAUUUUUUGGAGAGAAAAAUUAAAAUUAUUAUGUAAUAUAGUACAUGACCUUAAAAAUUUACAUAAAUUGGGAUAUUUUCAUAAGGAUUUCCAUAGUGGAAAUAUAUUACAUAAUUACAAUAAAAGCAAUAAUGGAAACAUUUCUUAUAUUUCAGAUUUUGGAUUGUCUGGACCAUCAAAUGAACAAAAAUCAGAUGACAAAAUAUGUGGAGUAUUACCAUACAUUGCUCCAGAAGUUUUGAAUAAGGAACCAUAUACAUUAUCUUCUGAUAUCUAUAGUUUUGGUGUAAUUAUGACAGAAUUGUCAUCUGGAAAACCACCUUUUUAUAAAAGAAAACAUGACUUAAGCUUAGCAUUAGAAAUAUGUAAUGGAAUCAGACCUGAAUUUGGAAAGGGAACACCUGAAAUUUAUAAAAAAUUAGCAUAUAGAUGUAUGAGUGCAAUUCCAAAUCAAAGACCAACGGCAGAUGAAUUAUAUGAUAUAAUAUAUUUUUUGUUCUAUGCUUAUAUAGGUAAUUUUCAAAAUGAAGAAAAAUUUGGUUAUAAAGGAAAAGAGAUUAAAGCUAUUUUUGAUGAAGCUAAUAAAGAGAUACCAAAUAUUUCAACUUCAUAUGAAAAGAUUCCUGAUGCAAUAUACACUAGUAGGGAAUUCACAUUUAGUAAUUUGCCAAAACCUGUCAAUUCAUCUAUAAUUACUUCAUGUCUUGAAGUUGAAGAAGAUAAUAAAGAUUGUCAAGAUUCUAAAUUAUUUGAUUUAGAAGUUCCUAAUUAAUUAUAUU